Molecule: messenger RNA, 1557 nt
Organism: Diutina rugosa
Lineage: Eukaryota; Fungi; Ascomycota; Pichiomycetes; Serinales; Debaryomycetaceae
Product: RNA recognition motif domain-containing protein
Exons: 1
Coding region: 1-1557 (518 amino acids)
Molecular function (GO): RNA binding
Source: RefSeq, a predicted model, not a curated record
AUGGACGCUGCCCCCAACCGACCGUUAAUGCAAAUCCCCCUACCCAAGCGCCCCCCGUCUAUGCCCAUGUCCAACACUCCGCCUGAACACUCUGUCAUCUCCCGGAAGUCCCAGGGCUCUCAGGGCUCCCGGACGAGCUCUUCGCUGGGGUAUGCCUCCACCGCGAGCGUCUCGACGCUGCGCCACGGGUCACCACCCUCCCUGGUGACGUCGAUGAAUGCGUCGCCAACCUAUAUGGAUGGCGGUGGCAAUGGUAAUGGUAACGGAAAUGACUACUCUCUUGUCAAGGCCCGGACGAUGGCUCCUGUCAAGGCCCGGACGAUGGCUCCUGUCAAGGCCCGGACGAUGGCUCCUGUCGUGCUCACCAAUUUCCCUGAAAUGCCUUCUGAGGACAUUAUCCUUCUUAUCAAGGAAACAAUCCUGGCCAACAUUGGCUCCUGGAUUGAAUGGCACAUGUACCCGUUGAAAGGACGGGAUGACGGUUUCAUCAUUGCCCUCGCCCAGGCCGACAUCGCCUAUCGCUUCAUUAACUGCAUGAAUGGGUUGAUUAUUGACAACCACACGUUGGAGGCAAGGCUCUACUACCCGCUGGCCACCGGGCCGUGGCAAUUGCCCGAACUACUGCCAUCCAAUAUGCUUCCUGAACCCCACAACCGGGUGUAUGUGAACAACUUGCCCUUCCGCGCCCUGAUUGACAACUUCUGCAUUUUCUGCUUCAAGCUCAUUAACGACAAGAUACCCCGGCUUGCGCUGAAAGUGACAGAAAUUAAGGUGCCUCUGCGGUACGACGACUCACAAUACUUUGGCAGUUGGAGAAACGACGAUUACCUCAGCAAAGGGUAUGCGCUCGUUACCUUCAGUGACCAUGAGCUGGCGUGGGCGUUCAUUGAUGCCAUCAACGGCGUCUGGUACGACAGACGGCAAUUGGGAGCUCGCUUCGACAGAUUCCCCGACAACCACAGCACGCGCCCCAUCCACUUUGAGCAGGCCUCUGAUGAUGAUGAAGUUCCUGGUUUUGUCCACUCUGGCUCUGCCCAACACAACCCUAGCAUCAAGUACCGAGACGGCUCGUACCAGGACGACUCGUACCAAAACGGAUCGUACCAACACCGUUCUUACCACCAAAACGGAUACCAACGGAGUCGCAACUACCACAACGGGUACCGCUACAACCGCUACCACCGGAACGGCUACGGUCGGUACGGCUACUACCAAGACCCCUCAAGUGACGGCAACGAGUCUUCUUUCAACACCCACGGCGAUGGCGACAGAACCCGCUACCCCCAAUACAGAAGCGGCAACGGAUACCCUCCCAACCACAACUACCAGUAUGGUUCGAGAAACAAUGCGUCUCCUCCCUUCUGUUGCCGCAGUGGUGGCUUCUCUCCCAACGGAUACCACCCCAGCAACAACAUGAGAAGAGUCCAGUACCACCGCAACAACUCAUCCAACCAAUCAUUCGAACAAUACUUCGACCAUGGCUCCGACCAGUCCUCCGAUGAUACCCAAGUUAAUGGCAACGAAUACCCUUCGGACGACUCCACCUCGUGGAGCUAA